GAAAGUGAAAGCUUACACAGAGACACUAUAUGCAUGAGCAGCAAGCAUCAUCACACACCCACCCGCCUUCUGUGCAUAUGCAAAUCAAAUCACCCAUCUUUGUCCUCAAUUGUUUAAUCAAAUUUCAAUAAUUUAAAAAUCAAAGCUAAGCUCUGGUUGUGGGUUUGCCAGAGAGUCUGGAAGGGAAUAAAGGCUUCUUCUUCUGCUACAAGAAUCUUUUUCCUUUUUCUUUUUUAUGGGCUUCUCUUUAGACAUUCAAAAGAAGCAGCACAUGAAAUAACUGGCAAAAUAAUAAGUUUUUCUUGGUGUUUUCUUUCAUUCUUGAGGGAGACUAAAAGAAAAUGAGAAAAAGAUGAAAGGGUUGGCCCAUUUCUGGUAUUUCCAGGUCACUUAGCUGUGAUUUAUGACUGCUACAAAUUUCUUCCAACCCGUGUCACUAAAUUGUCUUUGCUUGCAAGAGACUGUUAUGUGUCAGAAGGAUUUGUAAUCUCUUGAUUGACUUGUUGCUUAUUGUAUGGCUCUUGACUUUCUGGAUUUUGCUGAAGUUGUUUGGUAAUGAGAACUGUGUUUGAUUUAACAUUUGGGUUUUCAUUUUCAUUCUCUUUGAAGAUUGGAAAUUGAUUCUUGAUUGAGUUUUGACUAUUGUGGUAGUGUAGAAUGCAAGAAAACUUGCAAUAUCUGAACUGGGUUUUGAGGCAUUUUUGAAGAUUUUGUCCUAUUCGUGGAGAAUUCCUGUUGAGUUAAAGAAGAAGCAUCGGUGGAGUGGAAAAGCUGAGCAGUAUUUCAAGACAAACCGGGUGGUUUUUUUCGAUUAUGAGCUAAAAAGUGAAGCUGGUUUCCCUGGAGGAAUCUUGCAGAUAAUGCUCGUCUCCUAGUCCUCAAAAGCUCUGCAAUAUUUUUCUAUGAUUUUUUGUACCGGUUCUGUAAUAUCAUGGCAAAGACAUUCCAGCAUUCUGCAAUCUCAGUUUUCACCAUCAUUUUGCUUUUAAUCGAACAUUCAGAGCAGCUUCAAACCUCCCAGGGUCAGACCCUUGUAAGAAUUCAGCGGCUUCUUAGCUAUCCAGACAUUCUUAAUGGUUGGAAUAGCACCUCAGAUUUCUGCAAUAUCGACCCAACUUCAUCUGUUACCGUGGUUUGCUAUGAGGACACUAUCACACAACUGCAUAUCAUUGGCAACAAAGGAUCUCCUAUGUUGCCUAGGAACUUUUCAAUUGAUUCAUUUGUGACCACACUUGUUAGCCUUCCAGACUUGAAAGUCCUGACAUUGGCUUCUUUAGGCUUAUGGGGUUCCCUGCCAGGUAAAAUUGCUCGGUUGUCGUCGCUGGAAAUAAUGAACAUGAGUUCCAAUUUCCUGUAUGAUCCCAUACCUAAAGAUCUAUCAUCACUAACUAGCCUCCAGACACUCAUACUUGAUGAUAACAUGUUUUCUGGUGAGUUACCACAUUGGCUGGGUUCAUUACCGCUCUUGACUGUUUUGAGUUUGAGGAAAAAUAUGUUCAACGGGUCAUUGCCAAGUUCAUUUAAUGCUUUGGAAAAUCUUAGAGUUCUUGCGCUUUCGCAUAACUACUUCGAUGGAGAGGUGCCGGAUUUUAGCAGUUUGACAAACCUUCAAGUGCUUGACUUGGAAGAUAAUGCUUUUGGACCCCAGUAUCCACAACUUGGAAAAAAGUUGGUUACUCUUGUACUGAGCAAGAACAAGUUCAGGGAUGGACUCCCAGAUGAAGUGAGCUCCUACUAUCAGCUUCAUCAUCUAGACCUAUCACACAAUAAAUUUGUGGGGCCAUUUCCACAAUAUUUGUUAUCAUUGCCCUCCAUAACUUAUCUAAACGUUGCAGACAAUAAGUUCACGGGAGUUCUUUUCGAAAAUCAAUCUUGCAGUGUUGAACUUGAAUUUGUUGAUCUGUCCUCAAAUCUUAUAAGUGGACACUUGCCCAAGUGCCUUAAGUCAGAUUCUAAAGAAAAGAUAAUGUAUGCUGGGAACUGUCUAGCAACUAGGAAUCAAAAUCAACAUCCACUUGCAUUUUGUAGGAAUGAAGCACUAGCUGUAGGAAUUUUACCCCAGCACAAGAAAAGGAGACGAGAUUCUAACAUUAUUGCAUUGGGCGUAAUUGGAGGGAUUGUUGGAGGAAUUGCACUUGUUGGUUUGAUUUUCUUGGCUGUGAAAAAGGUGAAUUCCAGGAAGACAAUCAAGAGACCUACAACAAGACUAAUUUCAGAGAAUGCAUCAACUGGGUACCCCUCAAAGUUACUCUCAGAUGCAAGGUAUAUAUCUCAAACAAUGAAGCUGGGAGCACUUGGUAUUCCGGCUUAUCAUACCUUUUCAUUGGAGGAGCUCGAGGAGGCUACGAACAACUUUGAUACAUCUGCUUUCAUGGGUGAAGGCUCUCAAGGGCAGAUGUACAGGGGCCGACUUAAGAAUGGUUCCUACGUUGCCAUUAGGUGCCUAAAAAUGAAAAGAAGUUACAGCACCCAAAACUUUAUGCACCAUAUAGAGCUGAUUUCCAAACUGAGGCAUCGACAUUUGGUCAGUGCUCUUGGACACUGCUUCGAAUGUUACUUGGAUGAUUCAAGUGUCAGCAGGAUAUUUCUUGUAUUUGAAUAUGUACCAAAUGGCACACUAAGGAGUUGGAUCUCAGAGAGACGUGCCAAACGAACACUUAAUUGGGCACAACGAAUAGCAGCUGCAAUAGGAGUAGCAAAGGGCAUCCAGUUUUUGCAUACAGGGAUUGUGCCAGGUGUAUAUUCAAAUAAUCUGAAAAUAACAGAUGUUUUGCUGGAUCAGAACCUUGUUGCAAAAAUUAGCAGUUACAACCUCCCUUUAUUAACAGAGAACACAGGAAAGGUUGUCCAUCGAGUUUCUUCUGUUGGAUCCAAAGAUUCUAGCACCAGUUCAAGGACAAAUCAAGAAGAGAAGAUUGAUGUGUAUGAUUUCGGAGUAAUAUUACUUGAAAUCAUUGUAGGGAAACCAAUGAACCACAGGAAUGAAGUGGAUGUCCUAAAAGAUCAGUUACAAGCUAGCAUCACUAGCGAUGCUGCUGCUCGAAGGAGCAUGGUUGAUCCAGCUGUUCAGAGGGGGUGUUCGGAUCAGUCAUUGAAGACAAUGAUGGAGGUCUGUGUAAGGUGCCUGCAGAAGAACCCGGCAGAUAGACCUUCAGUCGAGGAUGUGAUAUGGAACUUGCAAUUUGCUGCUCAAGUUCAGGACGGAUGGCGGGGAGAUUCUAGUGAAGGCUCCCCGGGCUCGCCUUCACAUCCUCCACAACUACACCUUAUGCUUCCUUAGCAGCAAUAUGCAGGAAGUGACAAUUACCAGAGGAAAUGAGGAGGCAAGAAUGUUGAAAAUGACAACUUACACAUAGAGCUUUUCUUGUCAGUCUUCUUCUCUGGACAACUUCCCUGCCAUCAUUUUGUUCCUUAUCUCUUUUGCUUUGUGACUAUCAAGGUAGUAAUUUUCUCGACGGCCAGUUUACUGUUGAGAAUUUAUGUAUACCAAUUUUAGAAGAAAGAAAAAAAAAUAGCAAUAUGCCCUCAAAAAGGCAGAUUGCACAUCAUGUAUUUACUCAAGCUCUUCCUGAGUGCUGUAUAUGUUCUGCAUUUAAAUGACAUUUUGCACCCACUUGAACA
Messenger RNA from Manihot esculenta (cassava), 3621 nucleotides. RefSeq names its product probable inactive leucine-rich repeat receptor-like protein kinase At3g03770. The record is from RefSeq and is a predicted model, not a curated record. The transcript has 10 exons. Gene Ontology annotation, biological process: protein phosphorylation. Lineage: Eukaryota; Viridiplantae; Streptophyta; Magnoliopsida; Malpighiales; Euphorbiaceae. Gene Ontology annotation, molecular function: protein kinase activity; protein binding; ATP binding. The coding region runs from base 932 to 3280 and encodes 782 amino acids. Gene Ontology annotation, cellular component: plasma membrane.